Molecule: messenger RNA, 969 nt
Organism: Parnassius mnemosyne (clouded apollo)
Lineage: Eukaryota; Metazoa; Arthropoda; Insecta; Lepidoptera; Papilionidae
Source: the annotation of a GenBank genome assembly
AUGAAUACUGUAGCUGAUGAACCAGUUGAAGGUCAUAGUAGCACAGAUAAACCAAGGGAGUCAAUCAUUACCCCUCAGUCUCAAGAAUCAAGUGAAAAUUCAAGUGAGUAUGAAACUGAUAAAGCUGAUUUGGAUGACACUUUUCGGCCUCCGAGACACUUAAUACAGCAAGACGAACAGUCCAGUAACAUGACCCUCAGGCCUCGUGACAAAAUUCACAAAGAUAGAAAGGGAUUAUUCUGUUUUUAUAAUAAUGUUACAAACCCACAGAACGUAGGGGAAGCUUUAUCAUCUCCACACGUCAAUGAAUGGAAAAAGGCAAUGGAUGAGGAAUACAAUUCUUUGAUGGAAACUCAAACAUGGCAGCUUGAUGACUUACCUGCUGGCAAAAAGGCAUUACCAAACAAAUGGGUAUUUAAGACGAAGACCGACCAGCAAGGAAAUAUUAUGCGAUACAAAGCGAGACUUGUCAUAAAAGGUUAUGAACAAAAGAGGGGCAUAGAUUAUCAAGAAGUUUACUCUCCAGUGGUAAGAUAUACUUCUAUUCGUUAUUUGUUUGCUAUUGCAGCACAAUGCAAUCUACACAUUGAUCAAAUCGAUGCUGUCACUGCAUUUCUUCAGGGAGAUAUAGAUACCGAGAUAUAUAUGCUACAACCAGAAAUGUAUACUAAAGGAAAUAAAGUUUGCCAUUUGCUGAAAUCUAUUUAUGGGCUCAAACAGGCAAGUAGACUGUGGAAUAUCAUAUUAUGUAAAGUUCUAAAGGAACUGGGAAUUGAGCAAUCAAAGACUGAUCCAUGCAUUUAUUAUGAUAAUAUAAAGAAAAUUUACAUAGCAGUGUGGGUUGAUGAUUUAAUUAUAUUUAGCUCUCAACUAGAAUAUACCAAAGAGUUGAAGGACAAGUUAUGCAAAAAAAUUAAAUAUGAAGGACCUUGGUCAAGCCAAACAAUGUGUGGGCUUGAAUAUAACUAG